Molecule: messenger RNA, 2243 nt
Organism: Malaya genurostris
Lineage: Eukaryota; Metazoa; Arthropoda; Insecta; Diptera; Culicidae
Product: phosphatidylcholine:ceramide cholinephosphotransferase 1-like
Exons: 6
Coding region: 424-1590 (388 amino acids)
Biological process (GO): ceramide biosynthetic process; sphingomyelin biosynthetic process
Cellular component (GO): Golgi membrane; endoplasmic reticulum membrane
Molecular function (GO): ceramide cholinephosphotransferase activity; sphingomyelin synthase activity
Source: RefSeq, a predicted model, not a curated record
AGAAAACAACCAGUCAGUUAGUCGUUGGAAAAACUUCGCCCGUGGAAGUGAUCGUUGUUCGAUCGAAGCGCAAGUCGGAAGUUGAAUCGUUUCUGUACGAAUUGAUACCGGUUAUUUUUGUUUUGAAGCUGUUUUCACGUUAUUUCGUGGGUUCUUCUGUGUUUAAAGCUGUUCGUUUUUUCGAGUUACGGUUUUGUUUCACUACACCUGAAGCAUCGCAGUUCGAGUAACUGGAAUUUCAUUGAAACGAUACAAACUAGUCGUCAGUAUUAUCUAGAUACGUGAUGCCAUUGUGGCUGAAUGUGCGUGAAUACUAUUUGUAAGGCUUCACGUUUCAAGGCGCUACAUAUUCGUAAAGAAAGUGUAGGGCAAUGAACGCGAAAAUAUCCAUAAUAGUGAAUGGUUCAGCAUGUUUGAGUAACGAUGGAUUACUUUAGUAGGAAAAAACAUAGGCAUUAUUUGCUGAUAUUUAAUUGGAAAAUAAUGUCCAACAUUUAUGUGCACAAGGUCAAGAAAGGAAUACACAAAGUGAUCUACGAUAAACUGUACUUCAACUGUUCGACGAUCAGAAAGAUGCAUUACGAAGAAGUUCCUGGUGCCUCCGAUACCAACUAUAACGGAAGUCAUUUCUAUCACCAUCACCAGCAUCCACCACCCGAUAGUCUCGGUAGUCCAGGAAGCGAUGCCGUAAUGAUAAAAAUUGACGUCCCUGUGGUACUCCGCGAUGAACAGCGCUUCCCAAAGGAGAUCGGGAAAACGGUUUUGGCACUAUUCAUGUUGGUUUCUAACUUUCUCCUUGCAACGGUUUCACUAUCGCUGGUUCACGAUCGAGUGCCGGAUCGGGAUAGCUAUGGACCCUUACCGGAUGUUGUGUUAGAUAACAUGCAACCUCUCGAGUGGGCUUUAGAUGUCAGUGAAAUUCUCAUCAUGGUAGUGGUAAAUUCAUGCGUUUUACUGGUUACUUUUCACAAACAUAGAUUCAUAGUAAUGCGAAGAAUUUUUCUACUGAUGUCGGUGUUGUACUUUAUGAGGUCAAUAACCAUGUACGUGACUGUGUUACCAAUUUCAAGUACCACCUACUACUGUAGCCCGAAGGCCAAUGGAACGGCCUCCCCGUUGGUGAUCAUGAAACGUGCCUUUCAACUCUUUUCCGGUUUCGGUCUAUCGAUCAACGGCAAGCAUACUUAUUGCGGUGAUUACAUAUACAGUGGCCAUACAGUGACGUUGGUGAUGGGAUAUUUGAUUAUCGCUGAAUAUUCACCAAAGAAAUUUUGGAUUAUACAUUGGCUGGUGUGGUGUGCUAGUUUGACCGGUGUUUCGAUGGUUCUUCUUGCGCACGGUCACUAUACAGUCGAUGUACUGAUAGCAUACUACGUGACCACGCGUCUUUUCUGGACCUACCACACGUUGGCUAACAAUAGUCUCCUGCUGAAGCAAAAUGGCAGCAACUACAUAGGCCGAGAAUGGUGGUUCUUCAUCUUUCGCUAUUUUGAAAGAAAUGUUCGUGGUCCGGUUCCACUGCAGUAUGACUGCCCAUUGCCCAUCCCUUGGCCAAGAAAAACUACAAAGUUGCCAGGACGAGAAAGUUGAUAAACGAACAGAAGAAAUAGAAAGACCAGAACAGUGCAUCGACUGAUUUUUUGCCAGUGAUAAUACCGUCCCGGUUCAAAUGGUCGAAAAGAAAUUACAAACUAAAUAAGGAAGCAGCCAAUUCAGACGCAUAAGACUUGAUCAAUCCAGAUUAUAGACCUAUUAGUAGUUUGUUUUGAAACCCUAAAGUCGUUUUAGGACGAAAAUGUAAGUAGAAAGCAGUUAAAAUAGAACAAUUAACUGAAUCAAAACCUACAAGAACCUAAGAUUUAGGACGCAGCUUUUAUGUACAGAAUAGUUUUACAAAUACCUAUCGAAAAACAAGAGCUGCCUUCAAAAGAAUAAAAGAAACAGGUAAUUUAGGAAUCAAAACGAAAUAUGUGAUAAUCGUUAGACGAGUAUUUUUACUGUAGGUAUUAAGUUGAGCAUAAGGCAAAGUUCGCUGGCGGAACUGUUUUAUCCGCGCUAGUAAUAUUUAGUCAAAGUUGUUAGAAGUAUUGUCAGCUUGUUAUUCUUCUCGUGCAAUCAUUGUUACGUAACAACUAUACCGUACAACUUGCAAUGAAAGUAAUGAAUGAAUCUCAGAGUGGACCAAUAGCUCUUGAAGUGCCUUUAGAUAAAGAAUAAAAGACACAAUAUAUAAAAAAAUAGCA